This is a messenger RNA of Canariomyces notabilis, 1833 nucleotides long. RefSeq names its product glycosyltransferase family 90 protein. The record is from RefSeq and is a predicted model, not a curated record. The transcript has 2 exons. NCBI's taxonomy places the organism in Eukaryota, Fungi, Ascomycota, Sordariomycetes, Sordariales, Chaetomiaceae. The coding region runs from base 1 to 1833 and encodes 610 amino acids.
AUGGCGUUCCCCCGACGACCUUCGGCUGCCUUGCGCUAUGUAAUCCCAGCAUUCCUAUUCGCCUUCUGUUUCUGGUUGCUGGCCUCGCCCAGCGACCUCACUUCAGGCGUCAGCUCUAUCGCGAGCCCAUGGAGGAGCAAGCAAAGCCCAGGCAAACAUCCCAUUGACCGCCUGAUUGAAGCCGCCGAGAAGGAUUUCGCCGAGAAGCUCUCGAAAACGUCCCGAACACUCUCCGAAGCCGCUGCCCGUUACCGAGAACGGCGGGGCCGACAUCCCCCGCCUGGGUUCGACAGGUGGUACCAAUUCGCGAGGGAGAAGGAUGCGCUGAUCGUCGAAGACUUCUGGGACCAAAUCUACCACGACAUUGAGCCGUUCUGGGCGCUCAAACCGGCCCGCAUACGCAAGGAUGCCUGGGAUUUUGAGAUGCGCAUCAGCAUCCGCGACGGCAAGGCGUCGUCAGGGAGCGACUGGUUCUGGACCACCAUUUGGUUGGACCUGAUCGGCACCAUUGAACACAUGUUGCCGGAUAUGGAUCUUGCGCUGAACGCAAUGGACGAGCCGCGGUUGGUGGUUCCAUGGGAGGAUAUCAAUGGGUACAUGAAGAAGGCGGCUAAGACGAGGAGAAUGGCGGACGCUAAAAGCGUGGUAUCGGAGUUUGAAAAGCUAGCGGCGCCGGGUCAAGGGCUAGACCAACAUGAAAAGACACCCGAGAAGCAGUGGGAAGGCGAAAAACACUACUGGCUCAUUGCCCGUCGCGGCUGCGCACCCAGCAGCCCGGCGCGCAAAGCUGCUGUCAUCACCGAUUUCGACACAACGCCUCUGAUCAAAAGCAGCUUCGCACUCAAGCACAUGCGCGACGGUUUCGUCGCCAACUACACACUGAGCACCGACUUCUGCCAUCAGCCGGAUCAGCAAGGUCUAGAAGGCAUCUUUGUCGAGCCCUUGAGCGUCUCGGCCACCAAGGUUCUCUUCCCCAUGUUCGGCGGCUCCAAGCUCGCCGUCAACAACGAGAUCCUGCUCCCUGCGCCAAUGUACUGGAAAGAGGAAGAACGCUUCAUGGGCAGCGAAGGCGCCGACAUACCCUGGUCCGACAAGGAAGACAUGGCCAUCUGGCGCGGGGUGGCUACGGGCGGGCACAACCGGGAGCACACGUGGCGGGCCUUCCAGCGGCACCGAUUCGUGGCCAUGAACAACGCGACGCAGCUUGCCCUGGCGGAGAACGGCACCAGCGCGCCGCCCAACUUUGGCCUCCCGCCCAAAGAGUACCGCCUCGCGGCGCGGCGCCACAGCCGCCUCGCAGACUGGGUCGGUUCCUGGUCGUCCGUCGCGCUAACAGACCUUAUGUGCGACUACGAAGACCAUGAGCCAAACCAGUGCAAUUACACAAGCCCUUACUUCUCCGUUGUCCCCGGCAUGCCCAUGGCCGAACAGUUCCACUACAAGUACCUGCCCGACAUUGACGGCAACAGCUUCAGCGGCCGGUACCUCGGCUUUCUCCGGUCUACGAGCCUCCCCGUCAAGGCGACGCUGUGGCGUGAGUGGCACGACAGCAGGCUCAUUGCCUGGAAGCACUUUGUGCCCAUGGAUACCCGGUUCGGGGACUGGUAUGGGAUUAUGGAGUACUUUUUGGGCGACCAGAUGAGCGGCAUCCCGGCGCACGACGAGGCGGCUGAGAGGAUCGCGCUGGCGGGCAAGGAGUGGGCAGCAAGGGUGCUGAGGAAGGAGGACAUGCAGGUGUAUGUGCUCAGGUUGUUGCUUGAGUACGCCAGGGUGUCGGAUGAUAGACGGGAGAGCAUGGGCUGGGUGGGGGAUUUGCUCAAAGGGGAGACAUGA